AUGAGAAAUAAUUCUCAGUCAGAUUUAACUGACCGUUACGAAAUAGCCUCCAUUGAAGAGCGUGAUGAUUCUACAAUCUCCUCAGAGCUUUCCAUUGAAGAUAAACGAUCAAUUGAUACUAUUGAACAUGUCAGUCCCACCAAAAAGCAAUCAUGGAGAGAAAUAUUUAUGUUAUCAUUUUCAUCUCUUGGAGUCAUCUAUGGAGAUUUAGGGACAUCUCCCUUAUAUACCCUUAGUUCAAUCAGGUAUAAGAAGUUACCUCCUACCGAAGAUGAAAUUUAUGGUGCUGUUUCAGUUAUCUUCUACAUUUUCACCAUUAUCGUUAUUAUCAAAUAUGUACUUAUUGUAUUGGUUAUUGGUGCUAAUAAUGGUGAAGGUGGACAAGUUGCUAUUUACGGCAAGAUUGCCCAUCAAUUGAAUAUCGGCCCAAAGGGAGUCACUAUGCCCGGGGCAGCCAGGGAAGUUUCCGAUAUUCAAUUGGUUUCGAGACAAGGCACCAUGGCUUCAUCAGUUGAAUCAUAUACUUCCAGAAUUGAACACAUCAGAAAGCAUCCAAGAAUGAUUGUAGCUAUAAAAGGUUUCAUUUUGACCUGCUGUUUUAUUGGGUGUGCCUUAGUUGUUUCUGAUGGAUUAUUAACCCCAACUGCAUCCAUUCUUAGCGCCAUAGGUGGUAUUCAAGUUGCUGUUCCUUCUUUCAAAAGUGUUCUUGCUGUAUCGGAAGUCAUCUUGGUUGUAUUGUUUUCAAUUCAACAAUUCGGUUCCAAUAAGAUUUCAUUUUUGUUUGCACCUAUUAUUUUCAUCUGGUUGAUUGGGUUGAUGAUUUGUGGUAUUUAUAAUAUUGCUAAAUAUCAACCAGGUAUUUUCGCAGCAUUGUCACCACAUUAUGCCAUCAAGAUUUUACAAGAAAGUGGGAUUGACGUAUUAGGAGGUGCUAUGUUGUCAAUUACUGGUACUGAAGCUAUGUUUGCUGACCUUGGUCAUUUUGGCAGACUUCCUAUUCAGCUAACUCUAGGGUGCUUUGUUUAUCCUACCUUGAUUAUAUGUUACUUGGGACAAGCUGCUUAUCUCGUACAUCAUCCUGAUGCAUAUAUCAAUCCAUUUUUCUUAUCAUUGCCCGGUGGGACUGGUGGUGGUGUUUAUUGGGCGGUGUUUGUUUUCGCAACCAUAGCCACAGUUAUUGCUUCCCAAGCAUUAAUCUUAUCGGUAUUUAGUAUUUUUGCUCAAUUAAUUCAUUUGGAUUGUUUCCCCAAAUUAAAAAUUACUCAUGUUUCUCUGGGGUAUGCUGGCAAGGUUUAUAUUGGAGCUAUCAACUGGAUGUUAAUGAUUGGAGUUAUGUUGACCAUGGCAGGGUUUCAAAAUAGUCAUAGAACCACUGCAGCCUAUGGGUUAGGAAUCUCUUUGGAUUUGUUUGUUACUUCUUUAUUAAUCCUCAUUUGUAUGUUCUAUGUCUAUAAUUGGCAUAUAAUUUGGCCGAUUUUAUUCCUUUUAAUUUUUGGACCUUUAGAAUUUAGUUUGAUUAUUUCCAACAUGAAGAAAGUUCCCCGUGGUGCUUGGUUUCCCAUAAUGAUUACGGUGUUGUUGAGUACAUUUUUGAGUGUGUGGAGAUGGUGUCGAUCAAGAAAGGUUGAACAAGAGUUCAAUUCCAAGAUUAAAAUUGGAGAUUUGUUUCCAUAUUUCAAGAAAGCAGAAACAAUUGAAAUUAAUCUUAAUCAUAAAGAAUCUAACCAAGAAGAUUCACACCAGUUUGGAAAGACUGAUGUUAAAACAAGAUUUGGAAUUUUACACUUGACUAGACACGAAGGAUUAGGCAUAAUGUAUGUUGACUCCAUUUUGACCAAUUCGCCAAACACCUUGCCUGAUUUGUAUACUAAAUUGGUAACAACUUUUGUUUCCAUUCCUUCUCAUUUUGUGUUUUGUGCUAUUAGAGUAAUGAGCAUUCCUUUUGUUCCUGAUGAACAACGAUUAUUUGUAGCACCGAUGAAAUUACCAGAUCAUUACAAGUGUGUCAUUAGAUUUGGAUACAUGGAACUUACCAGAAUAGAUAAAGCAAUGAUAUCGCUUAUUAUGAGUAAGAUUCCAGCACUAUCUGGACUAAACGAGGAUCAAUUGGAGAAGUAUCCAAAGUUGCAUAUUUUCGAAAAUGAUUUGAUAUGAUGUCAUGAGUAUGAACCUACAAAAAAUGUGUUUAGAAAGGUUGCUAGAUUAAUCCGGAUGAUUAUUAUUGAGCAUUUCUUUAGCCCCUUGAGCUCACUCACUCUGGAAUAUGGUAGGUUUUUGAAAGUUCCCAAUGCCGAGGAAGAACG
Messenger RNA from Spathaspora passalidarum NRRL Y-27907, 2303 nucleotides. RefSeq lists its product as uncharacterized. Gene Ontology annotation, biological process: potassium ion transmembrane transport. The record is from RefSeq and is a predicted model, not a curated record. The transcript has a single exon. NCBI's taxonomy places the organism in Eukaryota, Fungi, Ascomycota, Pichiomycetes, Serinales, Debaryomycetaceae. Gene Ontology annotation, cellular component: membrane. Gene Ontology annotation, molecular function: potassium ion transmembrane transporter activity. Bases 1 to 2154 code for a protein of 717 amino acids.